This is a messenger RNA of Rosa rugosa (rugosa rose), 2242 nucleotides long. RefSeq names its product heavy metal-associated isoprenylated plant protein 34. Bases 249 to 2024 code for a protein of 591 amino acids. The record is from RefSeq and is a predicted model, not a curated record. The transcript is spliced from 3 exons. Lineage: Eukaryota; Viridiplantae; Streptophyta; Magnoliopsida; Rosales; Rosaceae. Gene Ontology annotation, molecular function: metal ion binding.
GCUGCUGGAGUAACCGACUUCACUCUUCCUCUCUGUCCCUUUUAGGCUUUUAUCAAUAUAUAAAAACUUGAAAAGAGUGAGUGUUCCUUUCACAAACCCAACAGAGCAAGAAAGCUAAAGAAAAAUAUACCAGUGUUCAAUGCCCACCAACCGACUCUAAGGUCUUAGCUCUCUCUUAUAUCCUCUGCUCCACACACACUCCAAAACCAUUUGCCCAUUUCUGAGACUCUCUCACUCUCAUAAAGAAAAUGAAUAAGCAAGACUUCAUGAAGAUUCAGAGCUGUGUUCUCAGAGUGAACAUUCACUGUGAAGGUUGUAAGCAGAAAGUUAAGAAAUUGGUGCAGAAAAUUGAUGGUGUGUUCACUACUAGUAUAGAUGCAGAGCAAGGCAAAGUGACUGUCACAGGGAACGUAGAUCCAGCCACAAUCAUCAAGAAGCUUGAAAAGUCAGGCAAACAUGCAGAGCUUUGGGGAGGGGGAGGAGGAGGAGGAGGACAGAAGGGUAAUUCCCAAGCGCAGCAGUUCAACCCCAACCAGUUCAAGAACAUGUCAAUGGAGAAUCAUGGCAAAGGGGGAAAAGACAAUGGUAGUAACAAGGCUCAGAAGGGUGGUGGUGGUGGUGGAAACCAACAGAAGGGCAAUAAUGUCCAGCAACAAAUUCAGCAGCAACAGCAGAUGAUGAAAGGGGCUAAGGUGAUGAUGCCAACGAAGGAGCAGAAAAAGUCUGUUAAGUUCACUUUGCCUGCUGAGGAGGAGUUUAGUGAUGGUGAGUUUGAUGAUGAGUUUGAUGAUGAUGAUUAUGAUGAUGAUGAGUUUGAUGAUGAGGAUUAUGAAGAUGAUGAGGAGGAAGAGCUUAACCAUGGCCAUCAGGUACCACACAACAAGAUGAUGAUGAUGCCUGGUAUGGGUGCAAAUGGGCCACAAGGGCCUUAUGGGAAGAUGAUGCCUGUGAUGGGUAAUAAUGGACAUGGGCCACACGGGCCGGGUGGGAUGGUCAAUAUGAAUGCUAUGGGCGGCAAGAAGUUAGGUGGUGGAGGUGGUGGUGGUGGUGGGGGAGGAGGGUCUGUCAAGAAAGGUGAGGUUAUUGAUUUCCCAAUGCAAGGGAUGAAGGGCAUGGGUGGAAAUAAGGUAAAGAAGGAUGGCAAAGAUGGCAAGGGAGGAAAGAAAGGGGGAGGAGAUGAUGAGAAGGGCAAGAGCAAGAAAAAGAGCAAGGGGGGUAAAGAUGGUAAAGGAGGUAAAGACAAAAGUGAGGGUAAAAAGGGUGGGUUGCUUGGGUGGCUUAGCAGAAGCACCAGUAAAAAAGAGAGUGAUGGAAACCACAAGGGGGGCAAGGGAGGUAAAAAAGGUGGUGACAAGUAUGAUGAUUUCAUGGAAAUUGAUGUCAUGAAUCAUAAGAAAGGAGGCAAAGAAGGUAAAGAAAGCAAGGAAAGCAAAGAAGGCAAAGGAAGCAAAGGAGGCAAAGGUGGUGGUGGCAAUGGUGGAGAUGUUCAUCAGAUGGGUCAAAAGGGUCAAAUGGGCCAGGCAGGUCAGAUGGGGCAUAUGGGCCAAAUGGGUCAAAUGGGCAAUAUGGGUCAGAUGGGCCAUAUGGGGCAGAUGAGGCCAAUGGGCCAAAUGGGGCGUGGAGGUCAGAAUAUGGGCCAGAUGGGUAACUACCCAAUGGGCAGUAUGGGUCAGAUGGGCAAUGUGCCUGCAGUACAAGGACUACCUGCACCGGGGAUGAUGAACGGUGGCGGUGGUGGUGGCUAUUAUCAAGGGAUGGGAAAUGCCGGAAAUCCCUAUACUCAACAGCAGCUCCAGCAACAGCAACAACAGCUCCAGCAGCAGCAAUAUAUGGCUAUGAUGAUGAACCAGCAACAGCAGCAGCAAAGGGCUAAUGGGAAUGACAUGUACCAACCCAUGAUGUAUGCGCGGCCACAGCCACCGAUGAACUACAUGCCCCAUCAGCCAAUGCCUUCAGCAGCGCCAUCUGAGCCUUACACUAACUUCUUCAGUGAUGAGAAUGCCAACAGUUGCAGCGUCAUGUAAAACUAGUUGUUGCUAAUAAGUAGUAGAAUUUGGAUCACAUGGUAGUAGUAGACUAGAAGUGCACUAGUGGUAUGUAUUGAUGUCUGUCUAUGAUAUUUGGUAGCAAUGCAAGGUUCGGGAAGUACCAUUGCUCAUGUUACUUGGUAAUUCAUGGGUAAGUUUUGUUCCUUUUGGUACUAGUACCAAUGGUAAUGACUACCUUCUUAAUUCUCAUCACA